This is a messenger RNA of Salvia miltiorrhiza (redroot sage), 2007 nucleotides long. Its product is annotated as probable sugar phosphate/phosphate translocator At3g11320. Gene Ontology annotation, molecular function: antiporter activity. The coding region runs from base 410 to 1315 and encodes 301 amino acids. The record is from RefSeq and is a predicted model, not a curated record. Gene Ontology annotation, cellular component: Golgi apparatus. NCBI's taxonomy places the organism in Eukaryota, Viridiplantae, Streptophyta, Magnoliopsida, Lamiales, Lamiaceae. The transcript has 4 exons.
AUUAAUGUUCAUAAUUAUUCGUAAUUAAUCAAAUUAAUAAACCCUCUCCAAACCAAAUUCUUCGUCGGUCAUCUUCACACCUCCAGAAACACGCACACCACGCGAAAUUUCUCUCCUUUUUUUCUGCUCUCUUCAGCAAUUAAGCAUUUAUGCGAGGUUUAAGCUUCAUGAUUUUUUGAGCUCUUUUUGAAUUAUUUUUUCUGUGUUGACGAUUUGUGCCGAAUCUGAGCCGUUGAAUUUGACGAUUCCACCACCAAUGCAACUCAGAUCCCGUCAAUUUAGUCCAUCUGUUUACCCCUUUCUGAGCCCUAGUAGAUCCGUGUAGAAAUUUGUCGGUACUCGAUUGGAUUUGGAGAUUAUAAAUUUUCUGCGGUUCAAUCGGGGUUUUGUGAAUUGAAUUCGGUUGAAGAUGGUGGCGGCGAAAUCUCAGGGGCGGCUGUUCACGAUCGGGCUGGUGGCGUCGUGGUACUCGUCGAACAUUGGGGUUUUGCUGCUGAACAAGUAUUUGCUGAGCAAUUACGGGUUCAAGUACCCGAUUUUCUUGACGAUGUGCCACAUGACGGCGUGCUCGUUGCUCAGCUACAUCGCGAUCGCGUGGAUGAAGAUGGUGCCGAUGCAGACGAUAAGAUCUAGGGUUCAGUUCAUGAAGAUCUCGGCGCUCAGCUUGAUCUUCUGCGCUUCCGUUGUCAGCGGCAACAUCUCGCUCAAGUACCUGCCCGUGAGCUUCAAUCAGGCGAUUGGCGCCACGACGCCGUUUUUCACUGCGGUGUUUGCGUACUUGAUGACGCUCAAGAGGGAAGCGUGGUUGACUUAUUUUACAUUGGUUCCUGUAGUUACUGGAGUUGUCAUCGCGAGUGGGGGUGAGCCUAGUUUCCAUUUAUUCGGGUUUAUCAUGUGUAUUGGUGCAACAGCUGCAAGGGCACUCAAGUCAGUGGUUCAGGGUAUUUUGCUUUCUUCUGAAGGGGAAAAGCUGAAUUCUAUGAAUCUGCUCCUCUAUAUGGCUCCUAUAGCUGUAGUACUUCUACUUCCUGUAACACUCCUCAUGGAAGAAAAUGUUGUUGGCAUCACAUUGGCCCUAGCAAGAGAGGAUUUCAGAAUUAUUUGGUUACUGCUGUUCAAUUCCGCGCUUGCAUAUUUUGUAAAUUUGACAAAUUUUCUGGUCACGAAGCACACCAGUGCCCUCACUCUUCAGAUCUUUGUUCUCGAGUAUUACCAAUUUGUAAAAUCUAAUAUAGUCUCCUAUUUAAAAAAAAAUGAAUUGAAUUGGGAAGUCGAUGCGAGGGUCGGAAUAAUUGCUGUGUUUGAAGGAGAAUGAAAUGACAAUAAGAUAUGUCCCUCCAUGUGCUUCCUGUGAUUGUGUGAAAUUUGUGCAUAUCCUGUCGACAGCAUUUUUGUGCAUUUAUUUAUUUUAACCAGAGAAUAAUAUGCUCGAGGUUGGUUUGUACCAGUUAUACUCCUUUAAUCUAAAUCUCUGCAUUGUGAGUUAUCCAUUUAUUAUCCAUAGAAAUCUGCAUUUGGCAAUAUUCACUCCUUCGUAUGCCUGUUUAGUUCUGUUCAGUGCUGUCGGAAGCUAUUUCUGUUAGUCUAUAGUUUAAUGUUGAGGGUCUUUUGAUGUAAAAAUGAAAUGUUGACCUGAUCAUCUAUGAAAAGUUUGUCACUGGAAUGCAUAUGUGAAUCUCGAAUAUGCUAUAUGGAAUCAACCAGUGAAACAUUUGGAGGAAGUCUCGUAAACGUCUUUCAAAUGUAUAGAAAAGCCUUGACUAGUCUGAGGUAUUCUAGGGUAGAACAACGUUAUUGGUGGAUUCAUUUGCUCAAUCUUUUCGAAUCUCUUGUUAAAUUAUCUAUACUAUUGAAAAAUCACAGAGAACAAGAUUGGUAAUGUACAAAUGUUGUUUUCAUUACUUUGAAGUAUCUCUGUUAGAACAUCAUGAUAUAUUUUUACAUGACAUAGUUGUUGCAUUUAUCACUUUAUGAUUACUAGAUUGCUUGUUGAUUAUGAUGGGGAAA